This is a messenger RNA of Epinephelus fuscoguttatus (brown-marbled grouper), 2034 nucleotides long. Its product is annotated as major antigen-like. NCBI's taxonomy places the organism in Eukaryota, Metazoa, Chordata, Actinopteri, Perciformes, Serranidae. The coding region runs from base 11 to 1936 and encodes 641 amino acids. The transcript is spliced from 19 exons. The record is from RefSeq and is a predicted model, not a curated record. Gene Ontology annotation, molecular function: protein binding.
UAAGUGGACAAUGAGGGUUGUUGUUGGUUUGCUGUUGUUGCUGCUGGCUCUGUGUGGGUCAGGGGCUCAGGGGGAGGGUGGAGGCCUCGGACAGGUGGGUGAGAUCAGCGAGUUUCAGGAGACAGCCCCAAGAGAUGCAGCUGAGGAAUCGGCUGAGUCAACAACAAAGCAAACCACCCCUGACAUCUGGGCGGAGGUGAGGGCACUGAGAGACAUGGUGGUGGAGCUCAAGGUGUUCGUGCAGAUGCUGCAGAGAGAGAACUCUGACCAAGAGACUAGACUGACUGCCACUGAGAGCAAAACAACUAACCUAGAAAAAGAGAAUGCAGACUUACAGACCAGACUGAGCAACAGUGAGAGUGAACUUCUCCUCAGCAAGUCCAGGAUUGACCAGCUGGAGAGAGAAAAUGCAGUCCAAGCCACAGACCUGACAUCUUUGGGAACUAGACUGACUGCCACAGAGAGCAACACAAGUGACCUAGAAAAAGAGAAUGCAGACUUACAGACCAGACUGAGCAGCAGUGAGAGUGAACUUCUCCUCAGCAAGUCCAGGAUUGACCAGCUGGAGAGAGAAAAUGCAGUCCAAGCCACAGACCUGACAUCUUUGGGAACUAGACUGACUGCCACAGAGAGCAAAACAAGUGACCUAGAAAAAGAGAAUGCAGACUUACAGACCAGACUGAGCAGCAGUGAGAGUGAACUUCUCCUCAGCAAGUCCAGGAUUGACCAGCUGGAGAGAGAAAAUACAGACCAUGAAACUAGACUGACUGCCACCGAGAGCAAAUCAAGUGACCUAGAAAAAGAGACUGCAGACUUACAGACCAGACUGAGCAGCAGUGAGAGUGAACUUCUCCUCAGCAAGUCCAGGAUUGACCAGCUGGAGAGAGAAAAUGCAGUCCAAGCCACAGACCUGACAUCUUUGGGAACUAGACUGACUGCCACAGAGAGCAACACAAGUGACCUAGAAAAAGAGAAUGCAGACUUACAGACCAGACUGAGCAGCAGUGAGAGUGAACUUCUCCUCAGCAAGUCCAGGAUUGACCAGCUGGAGAGAGAAAAUGCAGUCCAAGCCACAGACCUGACAUCUUUGGGAACUAGACUGACUGCCACAGAGAGCAACACAAGUGACCUAGAAAAAGAGAAUGCAGACUUACAGACCAGACUGAGCAGCAGUGAGAGUGAACUUCUCCUCAGCAAGUCCAGGAUUGACCAGCUGGAGAGAGAAAAUGCAGACCAUGAAACUAGACUGACUGCCACCGAGAGCAAAUCAAGUGACCUAGAAAAAGAGACUGCAGACUUACAGACCAGACUGAGCAGCAGUGAGAGUGAACUUCUCCUCAGCAAGUCCAGGAUUGACCAGCUGGAGAGAGAAAAUACAGACCAUGAAACUAGACUGACUGCCACCGAGAGCAAAUCAAGUGACCUAGAAAAAGAGACUGCAGACUUACAGACCAGACUGAGCAGCAGUGAGAGUGAACUUCUCCUCAGCAAGUCCAGGAUUGACCAGCUGGAGAGAGAAAAUGCAGAGAGACCAAAGGUGGCCUUUUACACAGCUCUGACUGAUGCAGGACAUGUUGGACCAUACAGCACCGACAUCACACUGAAAUACAGCAAAGUCUUCACCAACAUAGGCAAUGCUUACAAUCCAGCUACAGGUUUCUUCACAGCACCAGUCAAAGGGGUCUACUAUCUCCAGUUCUCUGUGUGUAGUAACCGCACAGGUUAUAUGGGUGUGUAUGUGUACAAGAACAACCAGCUGAUCAUGUUUAAUGAUGAGGGGAAAGAAGAAGUGGGUCUUGAGUAUUUGACUAAGUCUGUUGUCUUGGAGCUGAAGGCAGGAGAUGAAAUCUACCUGGUUCUCCCAUCAGGCUAUUCUCUCUAUGACAGUCCACAUAACCAUAACACCUUCAGUGGCUCUCUUCUCUUCACACUGUAAGGACGUUGUUACCACAAAUAUCAAAUACUGUAAUGUGAUCCUGAAUCUGACUUCCCUCUUGUGUUUCACACGAAAACAAUAUUAAAAAAUAAUUCAAA